AUGGCAAGCGAUAGGGAUAAUAAAGUAGAUGGAAUAGUACACGAAGCCCUUAAAAAGAAAGAAACGAAUUUAUUUCAAAAAUCCGAAGUUAUUAAAAAAUUAAAUGAAGAAAGAAAAGAGAAAAUAAUAAUACAAGAUGGACAAGAAAAUAACUUGGAUGAGAAAAAAAAAAAAAAAACGAUAAUAAAAAAUAAUGAAGAUAUAUUAAAAGAUAAUAUUAAUAAUUUAAAAAAUAAUAAUAAAACUCACAUAAAUAUUAAUAAAGGCAUUACCAUAUGUGAGAAAAAUAAUAAUAAUAAUAAAUAUGAAAUUCCCAUUAUAGGAGCAUCUAAGAGAAUGGAUGAUAUUUCUUCUUAUGAUGAAAAAAAAGAUAUUAUAACUAAUGUAAAGGAAAAUCAUGUGGACGACAAAAAAAAAAAUAUUAUAAUAAUAAAUAAGGAAGAUAUACAAAAGGAUAAUACCAACAGUAAUGUUAUUAAUAAUCACAUGAGAUAUAAUAAACUUAAUGCGAAUAUAUGUAAAUAUGAAAAUGUAUUUUCUGAAAAAGGUAAUAAGACGGAUAUAAUAUCAUGUACUUUUACAGAUUCAAAUAAAAAAAAACAGGUUUCCUUUUUUUCACAGGUCGAUAAAAAUAUAAUGCAACAAACAAAAGGAAAUAUUAAAAAAAAAAAAAAAAAUGACGAACAAGAAGAAGAAGAAAAAGAAAAAGAAGAAGAAAAAGAAAAAGAAGAAGAAAAAGAAAAAGAAAAAGAAAAAGUAGAAGAAAAAGAAAAAGAAAAAGUAGAAACAUAUUUAAAAGAACCAAUUAAUAAAUUAUUAUAUAAAGAACAAUUUUGUACAGAUAUUUAUAAAAUGGAAAUUUUAAAAAAAGAUGAAAAUCAUAAGAAAUCUAUUGAAAAAAAUAAUAUUGUUGUAAAAGGAAAACAAAAUAUAAAUACAUCUUCGAAAAAUAAUAUAUUUAUUCCUUUACAAAAUAAUGUAUAUCUACCUUCACAAAAUAAUGUAUAUCUACCUUCACAAAAUAAUGUAUGUCCACCUUUACAAAAUAAUGUAUAUCUACCUUCACAAAAUAAUGUAUGUCCACCUUUACAAAAUAAUGUAUGUCCACCUUCACAAAAUAAAGCAUGUCCAUCAUCACAAAAUAAUGUAUGUCCAUCAUCACAAAAUAAUGUAUGUCCAUCAUCACAAAAUAAUGUAUGUCCAUCAUCACAAAAUAAUGUAUGUCCAUCAUCACAAAAUAAUGUAUGUCCAUCAUCACAAAAUAAUGUAUGUCCACCUUCACAAAAUAAUGUACCUCCAAAGACACACGUCCCAAGCGAAAAUAACAAAGUGACAAAAAUUGUUAAAUUAAUUAAUGAAAAACAACAGAAUAAAGGAAAUUAUAGAAAUACAAAAUGGAACAAUACUAUUAAUGGGAAAAAAAAUGGUACCAAAUAUAUUACUGGUGGUUCAAAAAUGUUAACAAAGGAUUUGAAAAAAGAAAAAAGUAAUACACCGUUAUCCAAAAAUAAACUACCAGAUAUAGGUUCGCCGGCUACUAAUAAUGUUAAAGAAACAUCUUUAACUAGUGAUAAAAAAAAAAAAAAAAAAAAUCCAUAUGAAACAUCCUUGAAAAAUAAAUUAAACAUUUUGAAUAAGCGAGUUAGAUGUUUGACAUCAUUCGAAAAUAUUAAAGAUGGUUUAGCAAACGUACGAAAUAAUCAAACUGGUGGAAAUUUUAAGGAGUUGUUAUUAUCGCAUGACAUGAUUACGAAAAAUAAUAACAUAACAAGUAGUAGUCCUAUUAUGAAUAAUAAUAAUAAUAUUCAAAAUAGUAAUAUUAUGUCAUGUGAUAAUAUACAUAAUAACAAUAUUUCUCCUGAACAUAAUUCAUGCGUUUAUAAUAAAAAUAACGUUCUCUUAUUAUUAACCAGAGAUUUUAGGAUUAACGAUAACUGGUCCCUCAUAUAUGCAUAUGAAAAAGCAAAAAAAAAAAAAGCUCAUUUAUUUGCAUGUACCUAUUUAAAUAGAAAGGAACCAUUUCCUAAAAGACAUAUAGAUAUCAAAUUAAAGGUUUUAAAAAAUUUAGAAGAAAACAUGAAAAAAAUAUUGAAUAUACCUUUCUAUUUAUUAACUAUUUAUAUGAUAGAUGAAUUUAUGGAAUUCCUAAGAAUCUAUGAUAUAAAAACCAUUAUUUGUGAUUUUAAUCCGUUAAAUGAGACUAGAAUUUUUAUACAAAACUUAGUAGAAUUAUCAAAUAUAAAAAAAAUUAAAAUACUUCAAGUGGACUCACAUAAUAUUGUACCCAUAUGGAUAACAUCGAAAAUCGAAGAAAGUUGUGCAAGAACUAUAAAACCAAAAAUACAAACACAUAUUUCAACUUUUCUUAUUGAAUAUGUACAAUUAGAAAUGUUUGAUCAAAUUAUUAAAUAUCCUGAACCAUUUUCUAUAUCUGAAGUUUUUAAAAAACUAACCGUAUAUAUUCCUUGUCCCGUCUUAUUGAACUUUGUAUGUACUGAGCAAAAGGCUCAUGAAAUAUUACAAAAUUUCUGUUCAAAGAAAUUGGAAAGGUAUAGCUUGAAGAAAAAUGAUCCCAACAGUGAAAUGAUUAAUCUCUUAACACCUUAUAUUAACUUUGGAAUUAUUUCAUCACAAAGAUGUGUAUUGGAAGUCAACAAGUACGCAAACAGCUACCCUUCUAUUAACACCAUCAGUGGAAAAGAACUAUUCAGCGAAGAAAUGAUAAUGAAAAAAGAGCUAGCUGACAAUUUCUGUUAUUACAAUAAAAAUUAUGACAAUUUUAAUGGAGGAAAAGACUGGGCAAAAGAUUCUUUAAAAAAACACGAUUCAGAUAAAAGAGAAUAUUUAUAUGAUUUUGACGACUUCAAAAAUGCUAAAACACAUGAUGAUUUAUGGAAUUGUUGUCAACUGCAAUUAAUUAAUGAAGGUAUAAUUCAUGAAUUUUUGAGAAUGUAUUGGUGCAAAAAAAUUCUGAACUGGUCAGGCAAUUCGAAAACAGCUUUAAAAUGUGCCAUGAAAUUAAAUGAUGAUUUUUCUAUUGAUGCAAAAAGUCCACAUGGAUAUGUUUCAAUCAUGAGCUCAAUUAUGGGAAUACAUGAUCAAAGUUGGAAUGAACGAACUGUGUUUGGAAAAAUUAGGUCUAUGAAUUAUAACAGCUGUAAGAGACUUUUUGACAUUAACGUGUACAUGUCAAAAUAUCCAAAAGGCAAAGAAAACGCCUUAAUUGUUCAGAAAAUACCAACCAUGACUUUUUCCAGUUAUAUAAAAAAAAGAAAAAAUAGUAAUAUAUCUAUUGAAGAAAAGAAAAAUGAAAAAAGGGAAAAGAAAUGUGUUGCUUCUUGA
Plasmodium falciparum 3D7 is the source of this 3342-nucleotide messenger RNA. Its product is annotated as putative deoxyribodipyrimidine photo-lyase. Lineage: Eukaryota; Apicomplexa; Aconoidasida; Haemosporida; Plasmodiidae. Gene Ontology annotation, molecular function: deoxyribodipyrimidine photo-lyase activity. The record is from RefSeq and is a predicted model, not a curated record.